This is a messenger RNA of Hibiscus syriacus, 1218 nucleotides long. RefSeq names its product probable glycosyltransferase At5g03795. The record is from RefSeq and is a predicted model, not a curated record. NCBI's taxonomy places the organism in Eukaryota, Viridiplantae, Streptophyta, Magnoliopsida, Malvales, Malvaceae. Bases 1 to 1218 code for a protein of 405 amino acids. Gene Ontology annotation, molecular function: glycosyltransferase activity. The transcript has 3 exons.
AUGAUCCAUAUUGGCUUAAUGGUGCAGAAUGAAAGAAAGGAAGAUGGCUUAAACAUUACCCUGAACCCGGCAGGAAAUGCUUCGACAAUAUCGCAAAAUGAAUCAAUAGGUCUCCCCUUGAAACAAAGCAAACAAGUUCAAACCGAAUUGGAUAAGGUCGAAGCAGGGCUACAAAGAGCUCGAUCCGCCAUAAAAGAAGCUAAAGGCGGGAGCCAAUUACAGGAUCCUGACUAUAUCCCUACAGAAGCUAUGUAUUGGGAUUCCAUGGCCUUCCACAGGUAUCUCUAUCUAUUUACAUCUCUUCUUUUCGCCCUUAACUUGCUUGAAAUUAUAACCAAAAGCGGAUAUAAGAUUAUAAUCAAGAAAGACAUAAGAUUUUAUGAGCACCAGGAAAUGGAGAAACAAUUCAAGGUCUUUCUUUACAAAGAAGGGGAGCCUCCAGUGUUUCAUGAUGGUCCUUGCAAGAGCAUAUAUUCCAUGGAAGGAAAUUUCAUUUAUCAGAUGGAUGUUGAUUCCAAAUUUCAAACUAAUGAUCCCCACAAAGCUCAUGUCUUUUACCUCCCAUUCAGUGUAGCAAAGAUGGUCCGAUUCGUUUUCCCGCGCGACACCUGUGAUUUUAGUCCCGUUCGAAGGACCGUCGUUGCAUACAUCAAUCUCGUUGCGCAGAAAUACCCUUUCUGGAAUCGAAACCACGGUGCCAAUUAUUUCAUAGUCGCCUGUCACGAUUGGGGGCCUCUGGCUAGCUUUUCACUUCCUUACCUUGUAUGGAACUCCAUUCAAGCUCUAUGCAAUGCAAACACUUCCGAAAGACUCAAGCCAGUUAAGGAUGUCUCGAUUCCAGAAAUCAAUCUCUUAAAUGACAAAUUAACCGGUUUGAUCGGGGGACCAUCGGCUUCUCAGCGUAGUAUCUUGGCAUUCUUUGCUGGAGGGGUUCAAGGUCCAAUAAGACCCGUCCUACUCGAGCAUUGGGAAGGAAAGGAUGAAGACAUUAAGGUACAUAAAUACCUUCUGAAAGGUGUUAAUUACCAUGAUAUGAUGAGAAAUAGUAAGUACUGCAUUUGUUCGAGUGGUUACGAAGUUGCAAGUCCGAGGAUUGUGGAGACAUUGUACAAUGGAUUUGUUCCGGUGCUUAUUUCGAAGAGUUACGUGCCGCCGCCAUUUUCUGUGGUGGUUUCGGUGGAGGAGAAUCCCCGGCAGGAGCCAUUGAUGCUACCUUGA